CAAGUCAGUUACAAAGACCUCGUAACUUUCUUGCGUUUUAAAUUCAAGUUUUUCUAGUUUUCUAAGUGUAAGAGUGAUGGAUACCAUCAGGAAUCCAUAAAUUAUUAAAAUGUUUUACGUUCCUUACUUAAGUUUUUUCAAGAUUCAAUUACUAGAAGUGUAAAAGUUUGACUAUGGUGCCUCAACAGCAAAGAAGAAGGCGUCGACGAGCUGUAUUGUCCAAGAAUGCAGAAAGACGUGUUGUAGUAGUUAGAGGAGCUGGUGGUUUUGGAUUUACAAUUGCAGGACAGCGUCCUUGUGUCGUUUCUGCCGUCGCAACCGGCGGACCGGCAGAACGAGCAGGUCUCCGUACUGGAGAUGCUUUACUGGCUGUGGACGGAGCCAAUGUUUCGCGAUCUCCUCACGCGUCCGUAGCUAGGACUAUAGCAGGAGCGGAUGGGCCGAUUGCACUCACAGUUGCACCUAGAGAAUCUCCACCUACUGAUACAGAAGAUACGGAACCAGAAGAGCGUGCUAGAACUCGUAGAAGAUAUCCCCCCCCGCGAAGAAGGCCACAGCCUGCUGUCUUACAUCAUCCGGGUUGUCAUGCUGCUCCUACAACAUCCGGCAUCAGCGAAAUUCUUCAAAACUUAAGUCGCGCUCAGCUUGCGCCAAGCCAAGCUGCGCGGUUGGAAUGCCGGGCAGUUGUGGGCUAUUUAGGCACUAUAGAAACACCUCAAGCUACAGCCAAUUCCGCUCCAGAAAACGUCAGAAAUGCUGUAAGAAAACUUCGUCAAGAAAGACGAGCAGCAACACCAGUCCUUUUAUCAGUACUCCCUAGUUCAUUACUACUUAGAAGACCAUCUGGACAAGUACUAGCUCAGUAUCAGCGAGAAAGAAUAGUUUACGCUGGUUGUGGUUCCGAAGCUGAUAGAAGAUUCUUUGGACUUGUAACUGCAGCGGAAGUAAGUGAUUCGGAAGCUGAAGUGUUCUCUCAUUCUUGUCAUGUUUUUGUGGUGGAUCCGCGAAUGACAGAACACGAAGGGCAUGUAUCAAGAGCUAGAGAGUUUCAAAUUAAUUGUACAAGAGAUCCUGUUGCAGAGCGCUGCUUAGAAUUUCCGCCAUCUGCUGAAUACGUCGUAGGAGUUAUACGAGGAAUGUUCUCUUUGCCACCUGACGAUUGUGCUAGUCCUGUACUUCAGCAAAUAUCUAAAUUAGCCGUGAAAAGUGAAAGUCCAGCCCCAAGUAAUUUCUCACGGUCUAAUAGACCGGCAUUCAGACCAGUCCGCGAGAGAAGACCUUGUAGACAUGAAGAGAUUCGAAUGGAGCCUGAAUUUGUUGCUAACUCUCCCCAACCGAGUAAUCACAGUGAAAUCACAACUACAUCGAGUAACAGCGACUCAGGCAUUGGUUUUCAUAAUGACUGUAGAAAUAUUGCAGAUAGAAUAUUGGUUGUUGACUUCGCGAAUCAGCAGCCAGUUCCGAAUCGGUAUCAUCAAGAAAUUUCUCGGCCUCUAGGCUUGGUUGGCUGUAGUAGUUUUGACGCAGAUGGUUCAUUUUUAUCUAAUACAACACCAGUAGUUGAUGGAUUUGGUGGACAAGGCAGACCAUUGAAUUUGGAUGACGUAAUACUAAACGCAAAUGAUUUGGCAAGGCAUAAUCCUAGAAGCGAAGAUGACAAUUAUAAUUACAAUAAUAUAUAUGGUAAUAUGCCAUCAGGUUCGCGAGGGUUCAAUGGUGCAGUGUAUGACCAGGUAUACACAGAGAAUGAAGGACACUAUGAGUUUAUACCAUCGAAUUUGGAGAUGGAUGAGGUAGAUCGCGUUGGCGAGACUUUUAACUCUGUGGAGAUUUACGAAGAGCGAGCGAGACAUCCGGACUAUCAUUCUAAUGAGUCGGUGGAAAAUGUGACAGUUAUUUCAGGGAGAAGUAAGAUUAGUAUGGACACAGUAUCAGUAUACUCGUCUCGGAGUCAUGAGGAGGCUCGGCCGUCACGAAGAAAGCAUCUUCAAGCUUCGUUGGAUGAUAUGCUUGUACUUGGACUGCGGGAUCAAGCUCAAGGGUCUGAUAAAGAUGAGGGUAAAUUCUUGCAUCCCGGAGCUGUUAAAUGCAAGGUUCGCAAAUCUAUCAAACCUCUUAACCUAUUAUCAAAAACGAAGAAUAUGUUGACGGGCAAGAGUGACAAACGGGAGGAGGACUGUCGGCGUAGAUCGUUAAGCGCAGGCGCAGGCGAUGAAUCACACGUCGAAGAUGCGUUGCCUGCUGCUGCCAGUGAACCCGAUCUAAGAGAUUCACAGAGUGAUCAGUCAUCACCAUUCCGCCGGUGGACAACGGGUAGUGGCGCGGGCAGUUCCUAUAGGCAUCACGAGCAUCGCAAUAUUUAUAAUAAACAAAUGAGCGAAGGUGGCAACCCUGGCGGUGGUAAAAGCGGCGGCGGCGUUGCUCGCUGGUCACUUGGCCUCGAACACCUGCUUGCAGACUCGGCCGGCGCGGCUGCCUUUGCCCACUUUUUGGACAAGGAGUUUGCCGCCGAAAAUAUUAGAUUCUGGUGGUCCUGCGAACAGUAUCGUACGUGUUCGGAAAAUGAGUCUGAAAGCGUUGAAGUUCGAGCGUCGCUCGCGAAUGAGAUCUGGCAAAGGCAUUUGGGUGACAAAGCCCCAGAACCAGUGAAUAUAGACGCUACUGCAAAGCGGGCUACGGCAUUACGCCUAGAUCAAAGGCCACCUCCGGCUGAUUUGUUUAUUCAGGCUCAGAAACAAAUAUUCAACGUUAUGAAGUUCGACAGCUACCCACGAUUCCUACGAUCAGGAGUGCACGCUGAAUGCGCGCGCGCAGAUCUACGUGGUCUUCCCUGUCCUUAUCUACCGCCGGCUGAGACUAAUAAUAAAGUGAAAAAGUCGUCGUCUAACGCAUCAGACAGACGUCGCAGCGGAGGCGGUUCCCUAUUGGGCUGGAGGCUGCGCUCUGCCUCAAGAGAUCGCGUUGAAGAAGAUACACCACCAACCACAGAUGUGGUUGCAGCCAGUCAAACGUUAUCUGGAGGCUGUUCACUUUGCCGUGUAGUGUUACCGGAUGGAGCGACAUCUGUGGUUGGCGUAGACGAGGGCGUGACGGUGAGAAGAUUAGUAGACCGUCUACUGCAAAGGAGAAAUCUACUGUGUACUACUUACGACGUUCUGCUUGAUGAUCAGGGCGAAUCCCGCGUGAUUGACGCCGAAACACCAUCGACAAUACUCUCGGGCAAGUGUGCGGUCGUAGAGAGACGUUGUGUCGUGCGCGUACGAAUCGGACCACGCGCCGUGCUCGUUAGAUGUCGCCCCGCAAGACGAUUACGUCAUGUUCUCAGGCCGUUAUUGCAACGAUACCCUCCAGAUGGAAAUGUGAGGAAUGUACCCACAGAUGCGCAGGCGUUGCAUCCUGAUACAUCAUUACAGGAAUUAGACGGCGCUCGGUUGCAAAUAGUAGAAUUCGGUGAAGGAGAAUGGCGCGCUGUGAGAAUUCACCAGAGAGGGGAAAGAGAAGAUGACGCUGACUCCAUACCUGACGUCACUUUAAGACCUCACGAUGAAGAUACGCUGAGUAUAGACCGCACUUCUGGCAGUUCUGGAGGCCUUAGCGAGGCGUCACGUAAUGGGGUCAACACAGAUGGUCCCAAUCCCCAGUCCUCUUUGUCUCAAGGCCCCGUACCUGCUAAUAGAGUUAGAGCCACUUUACGGCCCGGCCCACCCUUACAUCAUCACCCACCGCAUUUCUUAGAGAAUCUCCGUGAAACCCAGAGGCAACGUCUGCAACCGCGGACACCGCCGCCCCUUCCGCCUAAACCCACGCAACGCACAGCGCCCACUGUUGUCUGAACGCCGAAACAAUAUAAUCGGAUAAUCGUGUACAAUCUUACGAUUCGUCGUAAAUGCCAUAGUGCAAGAUGACGGAGUUAAAUGCAACAUUAUCUAACGAUAUAUGAAGGCGCUUCAAACAUAUAUAGGGACAGUGGAACAACACCUACCACCUGUAAUGGAACAUGCCUGAAACGCAAUGUUCCAAUCAUUGGAUCUGACGAGAUCAAAUUAUUUUGAAUAAUAUUUUAUAUAUUAAGUAUUUUUGAGACUAUUAAGUGUAAACAAUCUUAAAAGAUUGAUAGGUAUUUUUAUUUGAAUAAUAAAAAUCUUUUCAUAGACUUAUGUAAUCUCCUUUGAAAUCUUAUCAUUCCAAAUGUAUACCAGUGAAAUAAUAGUUAAGUGCUAAUAAAUAAAAACAAGCUUUACUUUGCAAUAAUAAUAAUAUGGCAAUACAACAUAAUAAAGGUUAAAUAUUGCUUUCAAAAUGAAAACAAAUCAAAGUACAUAUUAUAAUUCUUACUUUUAGAGUUCAAAAUAGUCUACUAAUAUUGAAACAAUAUGUUGAAAAUGCUAUUUUUACUAGAUAUAUUUCAUAUAUCAAAAUGUAUUAUUAAUGUACAAAAUAUAAUCCUAUUAGCUAAAAUUUGUAAAUAAGAAAUAUAAAAUUUAAUUUAUAUUUGUAGAAUGUUUUGAUGUACAAUUAUUGCACUUUUAAGUCAACUGGCAUCUAAAUUAUCAUACAAAAUAACUAUACUUUGUAGACAUUUAAGAGUUUUGAUACAAUAAAAGUGUUGCAAUUGA
Molecule: messenger RNA, 4616 nt
Organism: Pieris rapae (cabbage white)
Lineage: Eukaryota; Metazoa; Arthropoda; Insecta; Lepidoptera; Pieridae
Gene: loco
Product: regulator of G-protein signaling loco
Exons: 13
Coding region: 174-3833 (1219 amino acids)
Biological process (GO): signal transduction
Molecular function (GO): protein binding; GTPase activator activity
Source: RefSeq, a predicted model, not a curated record